GUAUAUAUAGCUGUGGUUUUGUGAUUGAUCAUUUCGAACAAUGCAAGCACGCGGCAAUUAUUUUUUCAUAUUGAUUCAAAUUGUAAAAUAACGCAAGUGUUGAUUCAUUUUUAUACACAUGUACUUAAAACAUUUUAACAUUAGAUCUGCCUAUCUUAAAUGGAUUAUUGACUUGCAUGACUGGAAUAUAAUUGUUGAUUCUAUUGCAUUUGGGAUUUCACAAAUUUUUUUCUUUUAAAAAAUGUAGAGAUGACUAUCAAUUUCUCAUGAGAGUGGAUAAUAGGAAUACAAAAAAAAAAAUGUAGUUUGCGAAUAGGGCAUUCUGUUUGCAUAAUAUAAAACAUAUUGAUAAAACCGCGCACACCAACGUCAUUGUAUGAGAUUACAAUAAUAUUUAAUAAUAAUUUCAUAACUUGAGCAAUAGAAAGUUCAAUAGAUAUAACAGAGGAAGAAUGAACACUUUGUAAAAAAUAAUAAAGGUAACUAUAAACUGUAAACAAAUACCUCUCAGCGCAUUCAAUUAUGUAAUUAAACUGUUCUUUCAAUGUUCAACGCAACUUGGACUGAAUUUUUCUACAAAAAGAGAGCCACUCUUAGUGAGAACGUAGAAAGUUGAACGGAAUACGUUGCGACUUAAAGAAAUAGACAGAUAAUGGCGGAUGAGUUUGAGUCUCAGUCUUGGAAAGAUCGUUGUGACAGAUAUUUUUCUUCCAUUUCGGAUACUGGAAAAGACCGUGAUCAAGAAAAACACGCCAAGAACGACUCGGAAAAUACGCGUGAAAGACGUGUAAUGAAAAAUGGAUUGCUAGACGAUAACGAUAAAGAAUGGAGAGAUCUUUCUGAAGUAAGAAAUGUUUUCUCUGAAUACUGGCUUUUACGCAGCGCCCGAAGGGUCAUGUCUAUGUUGGAUAUACAUGGAGCAAGGGUUGCAAGCAAAACAACAGGAACUGUGGGGUUUAUAAUUUGGAUGAUUAUUGUUGUAAUAUCUGUUUUAACAUUCGGGUCUUUGUUAUAUUUCAUUCUAAGAGACUAUUCAGAUGAACCGUCCACGUUUCGCAUUAAUAGUAUAAGGCAAUCUAAAGGAUUAAUUUCCGAUGACAUUUCAUUGACGGUGUGUAAUUUAAAUGUAAUUAAAAAGUCUCAACUUGUCAACAGUGGAUUAAACGAUCUGGAUGACUUAAUAAAUGGUAAAAAUAUAAUUGUUACAAGAGAAGAAACAAAUACUGUCAGAGAAGAGCUAGAAACAAAUAAAAAACUGAAAGCGUUUUUAUUAACAAGAAAUACAGACACAUUUUCUGAAUUUGUUGCAAGCACUGAAAAUGACAUUGUAGUACAAGAACUUACUAGAUCUUCAAACUUAUCUCUGUUGCAUCGAUUAAGUCAAUAUGGAAAACCGGGGCUGUUAAAAGAAGUUGUUCAGCUAUCUAAGGCCGAUGUAGAAAAAAUGGGUCAUGCCACGAACGAGACGUUAGUUAAAUGCUGGAAAGAUAACAGACAGUGUCAACCUAUGGACAUUCAAACCAAGACAGAUCCUGAUUAUGGCAACUGCAUUGCAAUGUCUACACUGAAAAACACAAGAACUGUGGAACUUGUACUGAAUGUCCAGUCAGAAGAGUAUAUUGAAUAUUUAUCACCAUCUGCAGAGUUCAUAGUCUCUCUAGGCCACGGUUCGGACAUUUUACAAAAUCAAGUCGUACAGAUUUCUCCAGGAUUCCACUCCACUGUAUCUGUAAAUAAGCUUACAUCACUUAAACGAUUGGACAGAUCAUGUAGCACUUCGGGUGUCAGCAAAAAGAUAUGUGAAAGAAAUUGCUUAAAAGACCACUUGGUUAGGCUUUGUGGUUGCAGCAUAGGUGGAGAGGAUAUGAGUCUCAACAUUUGUAAAAUGAAUCAAGCAUCCGACUAUAUAUGCGUAAAAUCUCUACAACGUUUGCAGUUUCUAGGGAAUUUACCGUGCCAGUGUCGAGAGAGAUGCAGUGAAAAGAAAUUAGAUUUACAAAUGUCUGCAAUUGGUUGGCCAUCGGAACAAUAUACAGAAAAGUAUGGCCAGCAGAAUGUUACCAAGGGCUACAUAAGAGAAAACAUUGCAUUACUGACGAUACAUCUAAGUCCGAUGUUUACAGAAGAAAUUGAAGAAUACGAGCCUUUCGAGAUUAUGGAUAUAUUUGUUAGAAUAGGAGGGCUGUCAGCUUUUGUUGCUGGGGUUUCUGUUGUCACCGUUCUCGAAAUAUUGUACAUGGUACUACAGAGUGUUGUCCAGUUUGUGCGUUAUAUCAGAAAAAGGUCGAGCAGUGUUGCAUCUCCAAGGAGGUUGAGUGACUCAGAAAUCACGUCGAUAACAUGGGCGAUGUACCGGCAAAGGCGGCGGCUUGAAGAAGUUAACAAGACGAAGGAAGAUAAAACUGCAAACAAUGCUGGUGUUAACGCAUUAGGCGGCAAUGUGCAAGCACGUAUCUUGAAGAGAAGUAGCUAUGCUGCUGCCGAAACAAGGGAGCUAAAUAACGAACACGUCACUGCAAGUAACGACAACCCAUCUCGCCAUAAUGGAUACUCCAGAAGAUAUGAUGGAAAGAAUCCCUUUUAUCAGUCAAGAACAAGAGAAAUUUAUGCAAAAGACUCUGAUUCACAUAAAAUUGAUAAUAGAUACAGUACUAAUGGCGGGAAUUACACGGUGAAUGUUAUUCGUCCCCCUCGUCAAAAUGAUUACAUAUAUGACAAUCGUCAUGAACCUGUAUACACGGGAAAUGUUUUGCACCCAAAUGGGGUUAAAUACAAAGAUAGAAAUACUGCAGAAAAGCACCACCCAGAGAACGUGUUCCUUUACAAUGGUGCUGUGGCGUACUUCAGUCCUAAUGUGUCUGAACCAGUUUAUCUAUAGCUCAUUCAGAACCGUUGUACAAUUCCAAAGUGUAUUUUUUUUAAAUAUGAAGCUGAUAUAGGUAUAAUAUAAUUUUAAAGUUUUGCAUAAGACCCUGGUUUCAAUUGAAAUGUUAAGUUAGCCUGGUUACGUGGUUUUCUUUGCUUUAUAUGCAAUUAUAGUAAAAUCUCUAGGAAGAUCUCAUUGAAGAUGUUAUAAUGAGUCAGGUAAAAUAUGUAUGUUGGCCCCCACACAAUGUCAAAAAGUAGAGCCAGUUGUAUAAUUUAACUUUAUACGAUAGUAAUGUAAAUUUGUUUUCAGAUGUAACUCACAUGGAUCAAUUAUUUUUACAAUUACAAGAAAAAAGAAUUUUAGAAUUUUAGAAAAUGAUUCAAUGUUCUAUUCGUUUUGCACAUAGACGAUUAAAAGCAAACAGGUC
Messenger RNA from Mercenaria mercenaria, 3296 nucleotides. RefSeq names its product amiloride-sensitive sodium channel subunit alpha-like. Gene Ontology annotation, cellular component: membrane. Lineage: Eukaryota; Metazoa; Mollusca; Bivalvia; Venerida; Veneridae. The record is from RefSeq and is a predicted model, not a curated record. Gene Ontology annotation, biological process: sodium ion transmembrane transport. Gene Ontology annotation, molecular function: ligand-gated sodium channel activity. The transcript has 11 exons. The coding region runs from base 653 to 2878 and encodes 741 amino acids.